Molecule: messenger RNA, 675 nt
Organism: Pterocles gutturalis (yellow-throated sandgrouse)
Lineage: Eukaryota; Metazoa; Chordata; Aves; Pterocliformes; Pteroclidae
Product: centrosomal protein of 55 kDa-like
Biological process (GO): regulation of phosphatidylinositol 3-kinase/protein kinase B signal transduction; mitotic cytokinesis
Source: RefSeq, a predicted model, not a curated record
AUGAAUUCCAGGACCGCCAAAGAUAUAAUUACAGGGAAAUGGGGCUUAAAGUCGGGUAGCUCCAGACCUGAGAAUGAUCUCGCUAAGUGCAGGCAAGAGAACGCAGCCCUGAGGAAAUCCACGGAGGAGCUGGUGAAGGGGAAAAGCAAACUGGGUGAUGCGGAGAGGAGCGGGCUCCUGGAGAAAAUACUUUCCCUUGAAAAAGAUUUAGAAAAGCACAACCAUCUUCUUGGAGAGCAGGACAAAGAAAUCCAAAGCCUGAAAGACAAGCUUAGAUCCCAAACCAAGAAUAGUGAAGUCUCCUCAUUACAAAGUCAACUAGAGGAAAAAACAAAGGAAGCAGAAAGCAGAGAACAGUUACUCUGUUCCCUAUCAGAAGAAAUGAACCAGUUAAAAUGUAAAUUAUCUGCUUUUACUACAAAAUGUUCUGAGCUUGAAAACAGAGCCAACUUCUCAGGCAUCCCAGUCUUCACUGGCGGCCUCUCUUCCUGCACCUGUCAAGUGGAUGGACUGCAAGAUGAGGACUGGGGGAGCAAAGUCCCUUCUACUGUAAGAGAAGGUCAGGUUCAUGACUACCUGAGGAACCUGAACGUACAUAAGUCUAUGGAAGCUGACGAGAUGCAUUCUGAAGUCCUGAGGGAAUUGGUUGAUGUAGUUGCCAAGCUAUUCUCCAUG